Molecule: messenger RNA, 839 nt
Organism: Girardinichthys multiradiatus
Lineage: Eukaryota; Metazoa; Chordata; Actinopteri; Cyprinodontiformes; Goodeidae
Gene: mrps10
Product: mitochondrial ribosomal protein S10
Exons: 7
Coding region: 37-651 (204 amino acids)
Biological process (GO): translation
Cellular component (GO): ribosome; mitochondrion; mitochondrial small ribosomal subunit
Molecular function (GO): structural constituent of ribosome
Source: RefSeq, a predicted model, not a curated record
AAAGUAUUAGCUAUUUUCUCCACCCUCUACAAAAACAUGGCUGCACCCUUGGCCCUCAGACGGGAUUUUUUCUCUUUAGCCAGAAUAUUAGGUGGAAUUUCACAAUUGGGACCGAGAGGUUUAAGUGCUUGUUCCAGUCACAGGAAAUGCAGUCAAACUCCAUUCCACUUCCUACAAACAUCCAGCCCUUUCUUCCACACAGCCACAUAUUUAUCUUCAACACCUUUAACAAUCACUGUCACAGAUGAGCCUGACACGCUCUUCCAGAAGGUGCUUGUUCUGGUCAAAGCUCACGACAGAGCUGUGUUGGACAGCUAUGAGUUCUUCGCCACCAUGGCGGCUAAAGAGCUGGGCAUCACUAUGGGCAAAGUUUCGGAACCUCCCAAAGACAUAGAGCGACUGACACUCCUGAAGUCUGUGCACAUUUACAAGAAACACAGGGUUCAGUAUGAGAUGAGGACACACUACCGCUGUAUUGAGCUACUGCAUAUUACAGGCUGCACAGCACAAGUGUACCUUGAAUAUAUCCAGAGGAAUCUUCCUGAAGGUGUGGCCAUGGAGGUGACAAAGACUGCUAUGGAGAAGAUUCCAGAUCAUAUCCUUGAACCCAUUUGGAAAGACCACCCAGUCGAUGACAAAUCCAGUAAAUAGGUUGUCUAAAGCAUUUUCUUAAUUGGAAAAAGUGUAAGCAGUUGUCCGCCUAUAAAACUGUAAUAUCAUCAAGCAAAGCAGAUUACUGAUCUUUAGCUUCAUAUUUUCUAUUCAUUUAUUAUUGUGUUAAACACGUGGUACUCCUGUAGAAACAUUUGUUUCUAAGUAAAGUUCAGCAUGAAAUCUCC